GAUCGUGCCUCUGACGUGUCUAAAACAGUUUUUUCACUGGUAGUGGGUUUCACUCCUGGGGCAUUUAUUAUCAGUUUAAGUAUUAUCCGGUACGUGCUUAGAAGAUGCUAGACUUCUUCACCAUCUUCAGCAAAGGGGGGAUAGUGUUGUGGUGUUUUCAGGGAGCCGGUGUCACUGAAUCCUUCACGGGGCCGGUCAACGCUUUGAUCCGCUCGGUGAUCCUUCAGGAGCGAAGUGGGAACAGUUCGUUUAGUCAUGGGGGCUUGAGUCUUAAAUACAAGCUCGACAACGAGUUUGAGUUGAUUUUUGUGGUGGGUUUUCAAAAGAUCCUGACGCUGACAUAUGUGGACAAGUUUAUAAAUGACGUCCAGCUUCGCUUUAGGGAUCGCUAUAAGAAUGAGCUGGAGCAGAAGGGAGCUUUAAAGCUGCUCAACAACAGCUUUGAGUUUGAGAAUGACUUCAAAGUGCUUCUCAGUGUGGCGGAGGAGAGCAGUAAAGCUCGAGGCCCUGCCGGGAUGCGGACCUUUGAGCAAUCUGGGAAAUCUCAAAAAACUGUGAAGUCAAUGAUUGAGACAAAGGGUGGGGACAAAGGCAAGGAACAGGGUGGCAAGAAGAAUAAAAAUGCCAAAAAGGAGGCUCCUGCAGCUCAGCCUGCCAAAGGGGAUCAAGACAAGGCCUCAGCCUCUGGCCAGAAGAUGGUGGAGAAUGGUAACCAGAGCCUGACUGCUGAGGAGAUCUUGCAAAAGAACAGAGAGGAAUUCUUCCGUAAGCACAGGCCAGGAGCUUCUGAAAAACCCAGUAAGUCGCCAAAGCCUCAGAAGCCAAAGGGGAAACAAAAUCGUGUUUGGAACAAUGGAGGCAGCAGCACCAGGGAUCUGGACUACAGCGACAAGAAUGGAAAUGGUUCUCCAAAUGGUGCCGAACAGAACCUGGAAGCACAAUUUGAUCCGGAAAUGCAGCCAGCCUCCAUGAAGGGAGACUUGCUGUCUGUGGAAUACGAGUCCAGUGAUGAAGAGGAGAUGGAGGAAGAGGAUGAGGAAGUGGUCAUCAGAGAAACAAGCAAGCCAAGUUCCAAAAAGGGUGGAGGUUUGUUUGGGAUGCUGAAGGGCCUGGUGGGCUCCAAGAGUUUAACCCGGGAGGAUAUGGAACCAGUGUUGGAGAAGAUGAAGGACCACCUGAUCGCAAAGAAUGUAGCAGCCGACAUUGCCUCCCAGCUGUGUGACUCUGUAGCCAAAAAACUGGAGGGCAAAGUCAUGGGCACAUUCACCACUGUGGCCUCAACAGUAAAGCAGGCCCUGCAAGACUCACUGGUGCAGAUCCUGCAACCCAAGCGAAGAGUGGAUAUUCUGAGAGAUGUCAUGGAAGCACAGAGCCAGCGAAGACCUUUUGUCAUCACAUUUUGUGGUGUCAAUGGAGUGGGAAAGUCCACCAACCUGGCAAAGAUCUCCUUCUGGCUGAUAGAGAAUGGUUUCACUGUGCUGAUCGCAGCCUGUGACACAUUUCGUGCUGGUGCCGUGGAGCAACUCCGCACUCACCAGCGCCGCCUGAACUCUCUGCAUCCCCCCGAGAAGCACGGUGGACGACCUGUAGUCCAGCUUUAUGAGAAAGGUUACGGGAAGGAUGCUGCUGGAAUUGCUAUGGAGGCCAUUGCCUAUGCCCGCAACCAGGCGUUUGAUGUGGUGCUGGUGGACACUGCUGGACGUAUGCAGGACAACGCCCCCCUAAUGACAGCGCUGGCCAAGCUUAUAGCAGUCAACAUGCCUGACCUAGUGCUGUUUGUUGGGGAGGCUCUGGUGGGCAACGAGGCAGUUGAUCAGCUGGUGAAGUUUAAUCAGGCUCUGGCAGACCACUCCAUGUCUGACAAGCCUCGCCUCAUUGAUGGAAUUGUUCUCACCAAGUUUGACACUAUUGAUGACAAGGUUGGUGCUGCCAUCUCCAUGACUUACAUCACAGGCCAGCCUAUUGUGUUUGUGGGCACGGGGCAGACCUACAAUGACCUGCGUAGCCUCAACGCCCGUGCUGUGGUCAGCGCCCUGAUGAAGGCUUAAGUUGGCCGCAUGUUCUUCUGGUUUAUUCAUCAUUGCAGAGAAGCCUUUGCCACACUGCCACAAGAUGUUCCAGCCCCGCUAUAGCCCACGUUUCCAUGCUGCUGCCCUGCGCCCCCUGCUUUUGGAAUCAAAUGAAUGAACUAAAUGUCUCACGCAGGAUGUUAUUCUUCCAGUAAAAGGACAAGUGUGCAUUUGAAAAGACAGAACGUGUUGCAUCAAAGCCAGAGGAGCCUCCCUUUGUAUUAUUUUUAAACAUUUGGGCCAAAUUUAGAAAGUACCUCAGAUCAGCUUGUGUUCUGAAACGGUGAAGUCUCAUUCAAAUGAUAUAAUUGCUGACUGGACCUAGGCUGUGCUAUCGGUUUACUGGUUUACACAGUAAAAGCUUGGAAAAGAAAAAAGCUCCCUACCUGGCAUUUGUCAGUCAGAUUUCUUUCAUCUAAAUGAGGUCGGGUAGUGCGUGUUUGCUGGAUGUGACAUUUCAGCAGCUGCCUGUGCCUGAGGAAAGGUUAGUGACCACAGUGCCUGUCUGUCUCCUGUCUUCUCAGUUAACACUUCAAUAAUGUGGAUACUUACCCACUAAUUUCAUGGCUUUGCAGAAGAAGAAGAAGCAGCCCCACUAGUCUAGUGGGGAAGACAGUUUAUGAUUUACAAUAGGGUGGGUGUGAAUACCAGCACUUAUCAGGUUAGAUGUUUUUUUGUGUUCAACAAGAAGAAAAUCACGGCAUAGAAAAAUCAAGGUCGACAGGGCAGUGCAUCAAGAUUUCCUGAGCAAAUUAACAGUUAUGAUCUAAAAGUCAUCUCCCAGAGUUCCUCACCUAUAUAACACACAGUUAAUUCAUUGCCAUUACAACAUGAAGACUUUGAUUCCCCAGUUUAUAGUGGAUGAAAAGCAGAAAUCCAUUUGUAAGUUUAGGUUUUUCUUGUUCUUACAGGUGUCCAUAGAUGUCAGACUACACUUCUUAGUGGUCAAUUAAAGUUCUGUGGCCCUUUGACUUAUUUCCCCCUCUGAUUCAUUCAUCAUUUGUAAGAGAAAAUUGAAGUUUUAAACAUUUCGGCCCCCCUUUAAAAUGUGGUAGUGCAAUAUGAGAACUAUAAAGAAAAUUUGAGAUAAUUUAUGAGAAUGUAAAAGUUUCUAAAUAAAGCUGCUAUAUGCUAUGACAGCCUCUAAA
This is a messenger RNA of Maylandia zebra (zebra mbuna), 3217 nucleotides long. RefSeq names its product SRP receptor subunit alpha (gene srpra). Gene Ontology annotation, cellular component: endoplasmic reticulum membrane; signal recognition particle receptor complex. The record is from RefSeq and is a predicted model, not a curated record. Gene Ontology annotation, molecular function: signal recognition particle binding; ATP hydrolysis activity; GTPase activity. Gene Ontology annotation, biological process: intracellular protein transport; SRP-dependent cotranslational protein targeting to membrane. NCBI's taxonomy places the organism in Eukaryota, Metazoa, Chordata, Actinopteri, Cichliformes, Cichlidae.